Messenger RNA from Symbiodinium sp. CCMP2592, 3141 nucleotides. NCBI's taxonomy places the organism in Eukaryota, Dinophyceae, Suessiales, Symbiodiniaceae. The record is from the annotation of a GenBank genome assembly.
AUGACGAAUGCCGAGCCCGUGGGCUCGGCCUCGGACAACGACCCAGGAGGCAAUGCCGUCGCUCAGGGCAACCAUAACUUCCAGAGAGGUUCGUCAAACGGCUCCCUAGCAGAUCGCAUAGUAGGAGGCGGUCCGGCGCAUGUUGAUCGAGACGAUCUCCUUGCCAGGGGGAUGACCAAUCAGCAAGUGGACGCCAUUGAAGUCCAAGCCCGCAUUGCGGAGGAGCUCAGGGCGCACAUCGUGCGAUGGGUUCUGUGCUUCAUGUGCACGCUCUGCGUCGUCGGUGUCACCUCCUUUGGUCUGAUGAUAUGGCUUAUCAUCAGCUGGAGCAACGCCAGAAACGAUGCGCUAUCGUGCGAUGCCCCGCUCAUCGAGUGGGUAACAGUGGUGUAUUUUAUCAAGAUCUACAUGUUCUUAUUUCACAAGUAUGUCAUCCGAUGUGUUUGCAGAUAUGACCCACGAGAAAAUCCAACACCACCUCCUUGGUACGUGAAGCUGUACAACUUGCUGUUUCCGACCUUCGAUUUCGUUUGGAACAUCACCGGGAUCGUGCUUGCAGCGACGUCAAAGACAUGCUCCACGAUUAUGCCAGAUGUUUACCACUCCAUCUUGGCUUUCGCAAGCUGUGGAUUAUUUAUUGCAGUUUGGUUUCUCAUCAAUGCCGUUGGCCUGCAGGUGAUCCUAGCAUACAUGAUGAGGCACGGCAUGCUGCCACCAUCAGAGAAUGCGGCGCCCAAAGGCACCAUCGAAAAGCAAGAGGUCUUCAAGUUCGACUCCAACCACGACUGGGGUGACAACAACUGCUGCUCCAUUUGUCUGGAGGAGUGGAGCGGCAGGAAGGAGAUCCGCAAGACAGCUUGCGGGCAUUUCUAUCACACGGACUGCCUCAAGGGAUGGCUGAACGUGAACCGGAACUGCCCGCUUUGCCGCACGGAUCUGGUGACUGGGCAGGCUGCGGCUGGCCAGGCCAUCGGGGCUCUUCAGAACGGCAUGCGCCGAAUGGCUGAUGCCUGUGCCCUCCGAUUCUUCCUGCGCCGCUGCCCGGCUCUCCGAUGUGCGGAAGUGACCGAACCGGGGCUGGUGAGCGGCGCCUGCUCAGGUUUGGCAUCUUGUUCAAAGCUCCGUGCACUGAAGUUGAGCCUGUCCCUGGUACCGAACAUCGUGAACUUGGGACAGGUGUUCAAAUCCUGCAAGCAACUCAGGGUCUUAGUGCUAACGAGCACAUCGGAGUACCAAGUUUCACUGCAAUACCUGACGGAGGAGCUUUCCCGUUCCUGCGGGCUACGGGAGCUCUGUUUCCGCCGCUGCUCUGCCACAUGGAAAGACUUGGAGGUGCUGUGCAAGGCAUGCCCCCGGCUUCAAGAAUUGCGUUUGCCCGAAGGAUACAUCGAUGCCGGGGGACCGCUAAGCCCUCCGCCGCUGGUGCCCUUGGGCCGUUUGAAGCAGUUGCGAGCUGUGGACCUGCGCGGCCAUAGCCGGGCUCAGAAAGCCAAGUGCUGGCUGACCGAUGAUAUGUUUGGGAUCCUCGCACAGGUGCGUCAUCUUCGCGAAGUCCGCGCAGACCACCAGCGUCUGCUCUCUGAUCGUUGCUGCUGGUUCUUACGACGGCAUUGCUUUCGACUGCGUCUUCUGCACCUUUCCGGAUGCCGUGCGAUGUGUGGGGAGAGUGUCUUCGGCCUGCUCCACAUGUGCGAUGGCCGGGUGCUCAGAUGGCUCAUGACGGUGGAUGUGCAGCACGAUGUGCAGAACGUUGCGCAAGCUCCUGCAAAAGGCUACAUGUGCGAUUUGAAGGCUUUUCUGAGGCUGACGUGGCCACUGCUUCUCGGCAACACACUCGAAUGGUACGAGUUCGGUGUGUAUGGAUAUGUCGAGAAGGAAAUCUCCGAGAACUUCUUCGGGGGCUCGGAGGAUGGAGGAUGGUUCGGAUUUGCCAUCACGUUUGUUGCUCGACCCAUGGGAGGCUUCGCAUUGGGCUACAUCGCUGACAACAUUGGGCGCAAGCUUUCGGUGAACCUUUCUCUAGGCGGCAUGAUCGUGGCAACUGUGGGCCAAGGACUUCUUCCAGGCAAAUACUUCCUUGGCGGCGCGAAGGACUUGGGCUUGGUAUUUCUGAUUUGUUGCAGAGCUUUGCAGGGGCUGUCCGCGGGUGGCGAGAUCGGCGCAGUGUCCGCAUACCUCGUGGAGGUUUCUCCUGUGAAGACUUUGGGCAUGGCCGUGUGCAUGAUUUCCGUGGGCAGCCAGAUUGCGUGGGCCUUUGCCAGUCUUCUGGUGGCAUUGCUCAGCAGCUCGCUGACAGACCAGCAGAUGCUGGAGUGGGGCUGGCGCAUACCGUUCCUGAUCUCUGCGAUCCCAGGGGCGAUUUCUAUGUGGGGCCGCAACAGGAUCCCGGAGACCGACACCUUCCUGGAGAUAGGAGGCGAAGGUGAAACAUCCAGGAGCCGAUUCGGCUUCUUUGAGCUCCUCAAGGAGCAUCGUUUGAGCCUGUUGGUCGGCUUCGGCGCCUGCUUUGCGACUGCCACGAUGUGGUUCGCCCCACCUUUUUGGACGGUCACGGCGGUUCUCGAGCUUGAGUCGGCUGACAACUUGUGGGUGGGCAAUUCCUGCCAGCUGAUCGGUCUUGCCGUUACACCCGUGGCGGCCAUGGUGACUGACAGGUAUGGCGUGGGCUUCUGUGUACUGGUGGGAGCAAUUUACGUCCUGAUCAUCUCGGUUCCGACCUACACUUGGAUUGCUUUCAACCCCGCCGAUCGCGAAGUGGCGUAUGUGGGCCUGGGUUUGCUCUUCGGUUUGGCACAGGGCUUCUGCGGAGCCACGAUCUACCUCUUUUGCGCUGAGCUCUUUCCGGCCAGGCUGCGGGCACAGGGAAUGUCCCUGAGCUACAACAUUUGCCUCAGCUUCAUCGGGGGCUUCGCUGCUAGCAUCUCCCAGUCGUUGCAGAGCCUCUCCCCUCACUGGGCCCCGGGAAUCUACUGGGCCGCGACUGGCGCGAUCAGUAUAGCCAGCGUCUUGCUGGGUGUCGCGUUGCACAAGAAAGGUUUCAUCACGCUGGGUCACAGGAGGAGCCAGCCCUUCUUCGGCUACGUGGCUGCUGUAGAGGAGAAAGACAUCGCCGUAGAGGAGAAGGAAAUCGCUUCCUGCUAG